AUGUACGUCAAGGCUGUUACAAGAUUCCAAAGAACAAUUUCUGCACCCAAUGUCAUGCUUGGAAUUUACUCUCGUUCCAGUAACGUCGCUGCAAUGUCCUUGUGGGAACAAGAAAAGUUGGAUGAAGCUAAGGAAAGCCUCGCACAAACGGUCUUAACCUUGACUCUCUUGGAUGUCGGCGGAGGUUUCGUUUUGCCGGUUGUCGAGGAAAUUGUGUCUCACAUAAAAAAGGAGAAAAACUUUGCUCCCACAAGACAAGCCUUUAGCGAUUACAAAAGGAUUUUAAAUGACGAAAUUUUGAAACCAGCCGAGAAUGUCGACAAGAACAUUAUAAAAAGAGCGAAAACGGCUGUGGAACGGGCUCUGAAGAUUGACGUUGAGAAGUUUCCUGCUUUAAGUAGAGUUCGAAAAGCGUUUAGUAGGGCAAGCAAGUGGUUUAAAGGAGCUUCUUGGUUGGACGUGCUCGGGCCUCUUUCUGAUAGUUUAACGGUUGGUAUCAACAUUUGGGGAUUAAAAAUAGCAAUCGAAGACGAAAACGCUCCUGGUAUAGCUGCUGCAUCACUGAGCAUAGCUGCUGGACUGGUGGGCUUGACUACUUUUGUAGCUGCCGUCGUGACAGGAUCUGCUGUGCUUGGACCAGUCGGCGCCAUCAUUGGAAUUGUUCUUGGCCUCGCCGCUACGCUCGUGGAACUCAUCGGUGGUCAUUCUGGGUACGACGCUGCAGCAGUUGAGGCGUACAGGAACAGAUUGAGGGAGCUCCAGAAUCUAAGGGACGCCUGCAGGGCACGGAUUGACCAGAAAAUGGAAUUCCUGGAUAAGGUGGAAUCGCCGUACACCGACGUUUACGUCAACAACCAGGCGGCGUCCAUGCGAAGAGUUCAUUACGGUAGAUUAAUCAUGGUCGAUGGCUCAGAUAGCCCUCAUCCCCAACACACAAAAGCCGCCACUUACGCGACCUCCCUUUACCAACGGAGGUAUGUUGACACAAGAGACCCGCCAGAUGAGAUAGCUAACGGAGAGUUCUUGAUUAUGGGCAAUCAACACUCGAUCAUAAGUCCUUUAAUGCCCACGGCAAAAAGCAGCACUGGCUGGGGUAAAGUAGCCGGAUACGUGGGCUUCGAUUUUUAUGGGAAAUUCAAGGAAGGAACAGCCUACAAAGGCGUGCAUGUUUUUAUCGAUUCUGACUUUAUCGAUGAAGAACGGUUAAAUGAUUUGUACAUCAACACCGAGUACAAUAUUCCAGAUUCAAAUGAAAAACACGACGUAGUUAGUAUUAGUGAUUACAAGAAAAUUUACCGCAACAAUAACCCAGGUCCGGCUCUAAUAAUUGAUACCGGAGGGGGCAACGAUGUUUUGAACAUAAAUGGUAUGAUUGGCGAAUUUCAAAGUCGAAGUGUUGAUAUCUUAAACGCCAACUUAGGUGACGGGCACAAUGUGCUCUCAUUUCAAGGAAUAUCUAAAGAUCGAAAUGACAUAAAGGGCAUCUUUUUCGAGGCCAAAACUGGUGCUUUGAAAUAUUACCAUGGAACGACCCGAAACACUCAUUUACUCGGUAGCGUGCAAAAUGUCGAGUUAGUUAACGGUUCACCGUUCGAUGAUCACGUGAUUCUGUAUCCAAAUUUUCCCGGGGAAGGUUAUAACAUACCAUAUUUUAACCGUUUUAUUGUUGUUCAACAACGAGGACGCAAUGAAUACGAAAUCAACUGUGCUGAUUUAGCAGAACUUGCUAAACAACAUACCACUAAGAUUGAUCCUGUACUAGAUACCAAGCAUGAUAAAGAGCACGUACCUCGGUUUCAGAUAAUCGACAAAAGCGACCAAAACCCAAAACUCAACUUGAAAAUGCCUUCAUCUUCACAGGUUACGGCCAAUGACGUUGUGCUCUUUAAGAAAAAGCUGAUUGUUUUUGAUACCACGGGGCAGAAACCACAUCCUCUCUUUAGAGUGGUGCUUGAGACAGAAUCUACUGUCAAUCUCUUCAUCAACAAUGCAAAUCCUAGACCGGUUAUUCCUGGCUACAUCAGUCCCGUCUUGAUUUCUGGUGAAAUGAAAUUUCAUGAGCGACAUGGGGGAGAUAUUUGGUUCACAGGAGGAGAAAAAAGUGAUCUGCUCUUCUUGAAAUGGGACGUGGAUGCAAUGGGGCAACCUGAUGGUAUGAGCAGGGUCGACAUGGCAGGUGGCACUAAUUAUGUGCUUAUUAGCGAAAAAGAUCUAAUCCAGCCAUUAGGCAUCGACGGUACAUCCGUACUUCUUUCAGUCAAACGAGCCCCCAUGCCCCUGCCGAGUGACCCCCUAUAUGAAAAGUGUCGCUUUCCUAUAGAUAUCAAGAUACAUAAGCCAGGUUUCCAUGCCCACUAUGGUUACUUUUGGGAAAUUUGUAAUGCCAAAAAAAUUAUUAACGAGUAUGGUGACGAGCUGGUUGAUGUACAGAGAGAGAUCAUUGACAAUUCUCCUCUUCCACACAUGAAUCUUUAUGACAGGUACAUUGAGGUCACUCGAGAUACCUUGCAACCUUCAAACGAUUCCAUUGAAAACGACUCAAUAUUUAAGAAAGUGUAG
Orbicella faveolata is the source of this 2559-nucleotide messenger RNA. RefSeq lists its product as uncharacterized. Lineage: Eukaryota; Metazoa; Cnidaria; Anthozoa; Scleractinia; Merulinidae. The record is from RefSeq and is a predicted model, not a curated record.